AUGGAGAGAGUUUUUGCUUCUUUUGACAACCGGUUUUUCAAGGGCUUCUCGACCCACAUGACGCCGGCAGAGGUUACGCUUCUACGCACCGUGUCGCACAUGCUGGCCAUCGGCGAAGUUACCGAGAUCCACCCCGCUGCAUCCCGCAACGAUGCUCCAUGGGGCCUGCAGCGCAUCUCGCAGAAGGAUACCAUUCGUAGCAACACUUAUCCCCUUGACCGGAAGUUCAAAUACACCUGGGACGACACCUCGACCCUGGGCAAGGGCGUCGACGCCUACGUCAUCGACACGGGCAUCGUCACCACGCACAAGGAAUUCGGCCACCGUGCUAUUAUGGGCUACAGCUACUGGAAGGACAACAUGACCGACGGCCACGGCCACGGAACCCACUGCGCCGGCACCAUCGGCGGCGCCACCGUCGGCGUGGCCAAGAACGCGAACCUGAUCGGCGUCAAGGUGCUGCCGGACGACGGGCCGGGGCCCUCGACGUCGCUUCUGGCCGGCCUCAACUACGUCGCGCGCCGGCACCACGACCGCUCGGCGCAGAAAGACUUCGUCGCGUCGGUGAUAUCGCUGUCGCUGGCGUUCGCAGACCGGUCGAAGCCGGUUGAGGCGGCGAUACAGAAGCUGGUCGAGGGAGGCGUGCAUGCUGCUCUCGCCGCCGGCAACGACCGCCUCGACGCCUGCACGCACUCCCCCUCGGCCAUGGGGGGCGCCAAAUCCACCACCCCCGUCGUCACCGUCGGCGCCACCACCUUCGACGACCGCAUCGCGCCCUUCUCCGACUACGGCCCUUGCGUCGACGUCUUCGCGCCCGGCGUGUGGAUCGCGUCGGCCGGCAUCGCGUCGAACGACGAGUACACGGUCAAGUCCGGCACCAGCAUGGCCACGCCGCACGUCGCGGGCUUGAUGGCGUAUAGGGUGACGACGACGGGGAAGGGGGAGAUGGCGGGGCAUAGGAUGGGGCCGAAGGAGGUGAAGAGGUGGUUGGUGGAAGGAGCGGCGAGGGGGGUGCUGAGGGAGAAGGCGGAUGGGAGUGGGAAGAAGCCUGAGAGUCAGUUGAUUGUGGCGUUUAAUGGAGUUGCGGGGGCGGUGAGGGGUGGGGGUGGGGGGUUGUUUGGGUGA
Messenger RNA from Lasiodiplodia theobromae, 1125 nucleotides. RefSeq names its product Serine protease protein. Gene Ontology annotation, molecular function: serine-type endopeptidase activity. The transcript has 4 exons. Gene Ontology annotation, biological process: proteolysis. Bases 1 to 1125 code for a protein of 374 amino acids. NCBI's taxonomy places the organism in Eukaryota, Fungi, Ascomycota, Dothideomycetes, Botryosphaeriales, Botryosphaeriaceae. The record is from RefSeq and is a predicted model, not a curated record.